UAGGAGAUUAAUCAAUUGAAAUCGCAUGACCAUUGGCUCAUCUUAGGGUAAAUGGCUAAUAUGUGUCCCGUUUGUCACUUUCUAGGCACUUAAAGUAGCUUUCAAACUUUUCUACAGGCGUUGCUGGUUAGCUCAAUGGACUUCUCGCCACAUUCUGUGACAACAUUCUCAAAAUAGGCGGGAGUGAGAAAUUGAGUGAUGAAGCCAUUGAAGAGACAUUGGAGAAGGUGAGGUGGUAAAGCUAUUAGCUUAUAUUAGUGAUAAGGACUUGUUUGCAGAAUUUUAUAGGAAAAGGCUAGCCGGACAGUUGUUAUUUAAUAAGAGUGCCAAUGAUGAACAUGAGAGAAUUAACCUAACAAAGUUGAAGCAGCAGUGUGGGGGCAGUUCACAUCAAAGAUGGAGGGAAUUGCAAGCUAUCCAGAUCAAUUAUACUGAAUACAAGUCUUUUAAUCUCAACCUCCCAGCAGAAAUGGUUAGGUGCGUUGAAGUAUUCAAGGAGUUUUAUCAAACAAAAGGAAGCACAGAGACUUACAUGGAUAUACUCUUUGGGUACUUGCAACAUAUAUGGAAAAUUUGAGCCAAAAGAUUAUUGAGCUUGUUUUCAAUACUUAUCAGGCUUUAGCUCUGUUGCUCUUUAAUGCAUCAAAUAGAUUGAGUUAUCAGGAAAUCAUGACGCAAUUAAAUCUAUCAAUAAUGAUGUUGUUCAGCUUCUUCAUUCCCUUUCAUCGUUUCACAUGUGAAAUACAAGAUUUUCAACAAGGAGCAACACACCAAAAUAAUUUCUUUGACGGAUGUAUUUGAGUUCAACUCAACGUUCAUUGACAAAAUGAGGAGGAUCAAGGUUAAAUUAAUGAUGAGUAAGGGCAACAGGUUUUUGGAAUUAUUGUAGGGUUGCAUUCUGUUAAAUUGUGAAGAUAUUGAAAUCACAAUGAACCAACUUAGCACAAUCGAUCUGGAACAUGGAUGGGGCAUCAUUGAAAGGGGCAUUACAAAGCUGAAGAACAUACUAGAAGGGCUGCCUGAGCCUCAGUUCAACUCAGAGGACUAUAUAACGCUGUAUACGACCAUUUACAACAUGUCUUCUAAGAAUCCCGUAAAUAAUUGUUCUCAACAGCUGUAUGACAAAUAUCGUGAAGCUUUUGAAGAAUAUAACAUAACAACGGUAUUGCCUUCUUUGAGAGAAAAACAUGAUGAGUUCAUGUUGCGAGAGCUGGUAAAAAGGUGGUUAAAUAAUAAGGUCAUGAUCAGAUGGUUGUCGAGAUUCUUCCAUUAUCUUGAACGCUAUUUUAUUUCCCGGAAAUCUGUGCCAGGACUUAACGAAGUUGGAGUAACUUGCUUCCGUGAUCAGGUCUACCAAGAGUUGAAUGGAAAAGUAAGGGAUGCUGUUAUAUCUCUGAUUGAUCAAGAGCGUGAGGGAGAGAAAAUUGACAGAGCUCUCGUAAAGAAUGUGAUGAAAGUAUAUGUUGAAAUGGGAAUGGGGUUAAUGGUUUAUUAUGAGAACAGUUUUGAAUCUGCAAUGCUCAAGGACACAUCGGCUUAUUAUUCUCGCAAAGCUUCUAACUGGAUCAUCAAAGAUUCAUGUCCAGAUUAUAUGCUGAAAGCCGAGAAGUGCUUGAAACAGGAGAAAGAUAGGGUCUCUCAUUAUCUCCAUUCAAGCAGUGAGACAGAGUUGCUUCAGAAAGUGCAACAUGAGUUGUUGUCUGUGUAUGCCACUCAACUUCUUGAGAAGGAGCACUCUGGAUUCCAUGCGUUACUAAGAGAUGAUAAGGUUGAAGAUUUAUCAAGGAUGUAUAGGCUCUUUUCUAAGACCCCUCGAGGCUUAGACCCUGUGGCUAAUAUUUUUAAGCAGCAUGUUACUGCUGAAUGGACAGCUUUGGUGAAACAUGCUGAAGAUGCUGGUAGGAAUAAAAAGGCAGAUAAGAGAGAUGUGGUUGGUUUGCUGGAACAGGUUUAUGUUCGAAAAGUAAUUGAGCUUCAUGAUAAAUAUUUGGCAUAUGUGAAUAGUUGUUUCCAAAACCACAUACUUUUUCACAAGGCUUUUGAAGAAACUUUUGAGCUUUUCUGCAACAAGGGUGUUGCUGGUCGCUCAAGCACUGAACUUCUUGCCACAUUCUGUGACCACAUUCUCAAAAGAGGCGUGAGUGAGAAAUUGAGAGAUGAUGCCAUAGAAGAGACAUUGGAGAAGGUGGUAAAGCUGCUAGCUUAUAUUAGUGAUAAGGAUUUGUUUGCAGAAUUCUAUAGGAAAAAGCUAGCCCGGCGGUUGUUAUUUAAUAAGAGUGCCAAUGUUGAACAUGAGAGAAGUAUCAUAACAAAGUUGAAGCAGCACUGUGGGGGGCAGUUCACAUCAAAGAUGGAGGGAAUGGUCACAGAUUUGAUAUUGGCAAGGGAAAAUCAAGCCAGCUUUGAGGAGUAUGUGAGCAAAAAUCCAAUAGCAAAUCCAGGAAUUGACUUGACGGUGACUGUCUUGAAGACUGGCUUCUGGCCUAGCUACAAGUCUUUUGAUUUCAACCUCCCGACAGAAAUGAUUAGAUGUGUUGAAGUAUUUGAGGAGUUUUAUCAAACAAAAACGAAGCACAGGAAGCUUACGUGGAUAUAUUCUUUGGGAACUUGCAUUUUAAAUGGAAAAUUUGAGCCGAAGUCUAUUGAACUCGUUGCCACUACUUAUCAGGCUUCUGCUCUGCUGCUCUUUAAUGCAUCAGAUAGAUUGAGUUAUCAGGAAAUCAUGACACAAUUAAACCUGUCAGAUGAUGAUGUUGUUGGGCUUCUUCAUUCUCUUUCAUGUGCUAAGUACAAGAUUCUCAACAGGCAGCCAAGCACCAAAACAAUUUCUCCGACUGAUGUCUUUGAGUUCAACUCAAAGUUCACUGACAAAAUGAGGAGGAUCAAGUUACCUCUCCCUCCUGUUGAUGAGAAGAAAAAGGUAAUUGAAAACGUUCACAAGGAUAGGCAGUAUGCCAUAGAUGCUUCAAUUGUGCGUAUUAUGAAGAGUCGUAAAGUACUGGGCUACCAGGAACUGGUUAUCGAAUGUGUUGAGCAUUUGGGACGGAUGUUCAAGCCUGAUGUCAAAGCUAUCAAGAAGAGAAUUGAAGAUUUGAUAACUAGAGAUUACCUUGAGAGGGACAAAGAUGAACCAAACUUGUUCAAGUACUUGGCAUGAUUUGUGCAAAUCAUGGUGAAUGUGUGAUGUUUACAGGAAUUCUGCAAUCUACAUAGGAGGAGAAACAUGCCGCCAAAGAUGAUGACGGAUUUCUGCAACUCCUACCUUCCUGGACCUUUUAUUGCCUUGCAUCAGGAGCUUGAAUCAUUUUGUACAAAUGGUUAAGAACUAAAGAUCUCAGGAAAAGUAGAAUUGCCUCUCAGAUACUUGAGUUGAGAUUGCCUUAACUUCUUCCAGUCUUAUAUGGCCCUUUCGCGUGCUCUAUUCCGUGUUUUGUCACCUACCUGUUCGAGUUUUGAGUAAAAAUAAUAUUCUAGUCAACAGCUUACCUCUCUGGAUUCAGCACAAUGGCUUCUGCUCUGCUGCUUUUUAAUGCAUCAGAUACAUUGACUUAUCAGAAAUAAUGGCGCAAUUAAACCUAUCAGAUGAUGAUGUUGUUUGGCUUCUUCAUUCCCUUUUAUGUGCGAAGUACAAGAUUCUCAACAAGGAACCAACCACCAAAACCGACUGAUGUAUUUAGUUCAACUCAAAGUUCACUGGCAAAAUGAAUUGUUGUAAAUGUAUGCAGAUACGUAAUAAUGAGUAAGGUUAGCCUUUCUACUAUGAAUUGUUGCACUACAUAACUAACCCCGUGAGGAUAUUGCUGUAAAUGUAUGCAAAUACACGUCCCUCCGGUUGAUGAGAAGAAAAAGUUAAUUGAAGGCAGUAUGCUAUAGAUGCUUCAAGUAGUGGGGGUGGGGGAUUGGGUGAGUGAGAGGAGACGAUAAACUUGGAAAAAGAAACCAUUAAUGACAAGAAGAGAAUUUAGUGAGAUGUGAAUCUCUCUUUCUCCUUUUAUGUGUUUUUCCUUAUUUCUCGAAAAUCCCCUUAUACUUCUAACUAUUUCCAUUUUUGACGCGGUUAAGCCCUGAAGCGAGACUCAAAAUGUGUUGAGCGCUUCAGUUCGCUUUAUGUGCACUUCUAUAUUGUCACUAAGGUUCUAAGGCAAACUUUUUCUUGCCAAUGGGCCUCUUCGGAAGAAUUGAAACUAUACAAUUGAUAUUUCACUUUUAUCAUAAUGUUUUUUCAAUUUCUAUGGUCAUAUAUUUGUUAUGCAUGUUUAUAACUAUUAGUCUUAGACUAAACAUAUAUAUUUGUAUAUUUUGUCCCUUUGAACUUUUUUUAAUUAAAGCUCACACUUUAUUUGUGUUUUGCACUUUAAGCCCCAUUGGACCUUAGAGUUUUUUUGCUCUUUUCGCCUUUGAUAACACAAAUUCAUUAGCAAAAUCAUUUUCCUCGAGAGAAUAUUUUUUUUAAGCAUUUUGACCAUUCAAAUAUUAAAAAUCUGGAAAACACCGACAACACUCUCAAAAAAGAAAAAGAAAAGAGUACUCAAGCACUUGGGGUAAAAAUGCAUGAAACCCCAAAAUAGUUGGAAUACAUUUGCAACAACUCUGAAUGAAAAACAAAGAAAUUACCCCGGCAAAAAUGGAAAUACCUAGAAGUAAGUAUAAGAGGAUUUUCGAGGAAAAGGAAAUUACAUAAAAGGGGAAAGAGAGAUUCACAUCUCACCCGAUUCUCUUUUUGUCAUCAAUGGUUCCUACCUUCCUGGCAGCUCCAUCUUAUGACCUCAUCAGGUCUAGAAUCUCCGAUCACCCUUUCGGCAAAUUCCUUCGCUCUCCGGUGACAUCACAGGUAUAUUUUCCGGUUAAGUUGCGAGUUUCGAUUUGAUGUACACUAUUCCUACAUAUGUAUAUACCUAUGAUGCAUAGUUGAUGUGGUGGUUUCUGAUUAAUUGUUUCUUCCUUUGCUUCAGACUGAUCCUGUUAUUAAUUUUGUUUCCAGUAGCUAUUGAAAUUGUGCUAUUUUGUUGUGGUUGAUUUUGCGAUCUUCAGAGGUGGAUUGAUGGACUAGUUUUAUGUUGUUUUUUAUUUCUCUAUAGUUGACUCUGAGCAUAAGUGUUAUUUCCUUUUGAAGUUAGGUAUAGUGGAGGUUUAGUAUUCAUUACUGGUAGGUUUUGAGUUUAAUUUUUUGUUCAUUAUUGUUGCAACUAACGGCAUUCAUGUAAAAUAGUGUAAUGUUGAAGUAUUUGAGCAACUUAGCUUUUCAGUGUUUGUGAUAUGUAUUUUCUUUCGCUAUUCUCAGUUUUAUUUACUUACUAAUUUAUAUAAGUAUAUUGGAAAAUGUUGUAUACGGUUUUCUUUUUUAAUGGAACCCUGAAAAGAUUUUAAAAGUUCAUAUCUUUUAGGGCCAAGUGUGCAAUUUUGGUAUUUCUAGUUUAUGUAGGUCCUAGGAAUAACUUGGCAAAACUUAGUUCUUGAGGAAUUCCUAUCAGGUCAGGGUCUUGGGGAACCAAGUCAUAAUCGUUAGGAAUCAAUCAAUUGUAUGGAAUGUGCUUAGAGAUGUGUCAUAUGAUACCAGCCGACAUGUCUCAUGCCACCAAAAUGUUGUUAUCAUGUGAGUACUAGUCCAAUAAAUACAAUUUCCUGAAAAGUGCCCCUUUUCGGGGGUAAAGGACGUGAAGAGCUUGCAAUAAAUUGCUGGAUCAAUUCCUAAAUAGAAUUUAGAUGUAAUAAGCAUGAAUAAAAUGUAAGCUCAAAUGAAAUGAACAUAGAUGAUUUGUUGGCAAGUAAAUAUCAAUAGUGGAUGAGGUAAUAACUUAGCGUUUUUAUUUCGGCUGAAUGUAGGUAGUCUCUGCUGCACAUUAUUGUACUCUUGUGAAGCUCUCUUGAAGGCGUCUUUUUUUUUGUGACAUGUACUUCUCCUUUACGCUUAUCUCAGCACUUCUAAAUUUUGAAGUCUGGACUUGUUUAGUUACACAAAUGGCUCAUUUGUGCUUGAUAAUUUAUUAUACUUCAAGUCUUAUACAUCCAACUAAAUAUAUAAUUCAGAGUGGUAAAGAAUCUUAGAAACAAAGAUGACACUGAACCAAUAAAAAAACUCACUACCUUUUCCAGUUAGGCAUCUAUAACUGUGGUAAUUUAGAAUAUUUCCAGUUAGUGAGCUUUGAUUCUUUCCUUUAUUAUUGGAUUUUAUUCUUGUGCUCCUUUAGCUUCUCUCCUCUUUGUAUUACUUGAAUUUAAGCCGCCAAUAUGUAAUCCUGUUUCCUGUUCUUGACUUCUAGUCAUAUUCUUCUACGCUUUCUAUUGUAAGACCCAGAAACGGCUCAAGGUACUUCUGCGACUCUUUGUAUGCAUCGCUCCUUAACAGCCGCACACUUUGAAGCCUUGAAAUCCAAGUAAUCUGGUCAUAUUUCAAGGAUAAAGCCAAGCUUGUAGAUUGUCCAACAUCAGAUUUUGGUAUUUAAUAAGAGCGUUCUUUCUGUCAUUUGUUUGUUUAUUCUCAAGAAUAGAGUCUCAUAUUAAUGUGAUUUGUUUUUCUGAUUGGCUUAUAACUUGCUUGAUUUUCUUUUUAGAUUUUGUUGAGAUUAGUUGGUGAUGUUAUUUAGUUUGGGAACAGGGCCACAGGUGUUUGGAAUUUGUGUAAGGUUGCAUUCUGUUAUAUUGUGAAGAUAUUAAAAUCACAACGAUCCAACAUAGCACAAUUGAUCUGGAACAUGAAUGGUGCUUCGUGCAAAGGUACAUCACAAAGCUGAAGAAUAUUCGAGAAGGGCUGCCUGAGCCUCAGUUCAGUGUACUAGCAGGACAAUUUACAUCAUGUGUACUCAGAAGCCCCCACAUGAUUAUUCUCAACAGCUGUAUGGCAAAUAUCGUGAAGCUUUUGAAGAAUAUAUCACAACAACGGGUAUUGCCCUUCUUUGAGAAAAAAUAAACAUGACGAGUUCAUGUUGCAAGAGCUGGUAAAAAUGUGGUCAAAUCAUAAGGUCAUGGUCAGAUAGUUGUCUCUUCCGGUAUCUUGACCGCUAUUUCAUCUCCCAGAGAGCUCUGUCGGGGCUUAAUGAAGUUGGACUAAUUUGUUUCCAUGAUCAGGUCUGCCAAGAGUUGAAUGGAAACGUUAAGGAUGCUGUUAUAUCUCUUUCUUUGAGGUUUCACUACCAUUUCUUUUUAACAUUUAAUUGAGCAAUAAUAUUCUGAAAGCUGCUGCAAAAUUCAGAUUUUACGAUCUGACAAUGGCAUGGAGUACACUUUUCAUCAGUUUGGUCUAUUUUGUGAGGAAGCAUGGAUUGAACAUCAGCUUACUGCUCCUUAUACUCCAAAACAAAAUUGAGUUAGUGAGAGAAGAAACAAAUUUAUCAUGGAUCUGGCAAGAUGUAUGUUGCACGCAAAGAAUUUGCCAAGGAUGUUCUGGACAGAGGCAGCAAAUACAGCUGUGUUUCUACAAAAUCAACUUCCCUCAAAAACUGUGAAAGAUAAAACUCCUUUUGAAGCAUGGUAGGGAACAAGCCUCCACUGCAUUUUCUUAAAGUGCUUGGUUGUCUUUGUUUUACCUAUGUUCCUCAGGUCAAACGGGAUGAACUAGCCAAGAAGGCUGCCCCGGACAUUUUUAUCGGGUAUAGUAAUGUUUCAAAGGCGUACAAAAUCUUUCAACUUGAAGGUGAGAAGAUAGUUAUCAGCAGUGAUUUCCACUUCAUGGAGAAUGCAGAAUGGGAUUGGGAUGACUCAAGUAAUUCCGUCUACAAAACAAGCUCGUGGUUAAAUGAAAGGAACGAUGGUCCACCAAUCAGGGGAACUCAAUUGCUCUCUGAAAUAUAUAUGAGAGAUGCAAUGUUGUGAUUCUUGAACCUGCUAACCCUAAAGAUGCUCUCAAAGACCCCAAGUGGAAAAAAACACAAUGGAGAAGGAGCUGUUUAUGAUCGAAAAAAUGGUAAGUGGCAGCUUGUUGACAAACCUCAAGGCAGAAAAGUAAUUGGGGUAAAGCGGGUGUUCUGAACCAAGCUAAAUGUUUAUGGUUCAAUCAACAAGCAUAAAGCAACGCUUGUAGUUAAGGGUUAUGCGCAGACAUGAUCAGAUUGCUUAUAACUAUUUUUGCACAACGUUGCUGGAAAGUGCGUCAGAUGGAUGUCAAAUCAACAUUUCUUAAUGGCAUUCUUGAAGAAGAAAUUUAUGUCGAGCAACCUCAAGGGUCUGUACAGAUGGAAAGGAAGAUAAAUUCUACCGAAUACAUAAAGCUCUUUAUGGCUUAAAACAGGCACCAAGAGCUUGGUAUAGUCGAAUAGAUGAUUAUUUGCUCGGCUGCGAUUUUGAAAAGAGUCUUUCAGAAUUCACACGGUAUGUUAAACAUAAUAGCAGUGAGAUACUUGUUGUUUCUCUAUAUGAGGAUGACCUUUUGAUUACACGGAGCAGUGAAAAGCUAAUUGAUGAGUUCAAGCAAUAUAUAAUGCAAGCUUUUGAAAUUUCUGAUCUUGGUCUUAUGACAUGUUUCCUUGGAAUGGAGAUUACACAAGGAAAGGUUGAGUUCUCCGUUUGCCAGAAAAAGUACGCAAAGGAAAUCCUCAAAACCGUUUCUCAAAACAUAAUGUGAUUGAGCUUCAUGAUAAAUAUUUGGCAUAUGUGAAUAACUGUUUCCAAAACUGCACACUUUUUCACAAGGAAAAAGCUAGCCCGGCGGUUGCUAUAUGAUAAGAGUGCCAAUGAUGAACAUGAGAGAAGUAUCCUAACAAAGUUGAAGCAGCAGUUUGGGGGGCAUCAAAGAUGGAGGGAAUGGUAAGCUAUCCAGAUCAGUGUUCUCUGGUGACAUUCUUCUUCUCUUCCUGUACGUAGGUCAUAGAUUUGACAUUGACAACGGAAAAUCAAGCCAGCUUUGAGGAGUAUUUGAGCAAUAAUCCAAUAGCAAAUCCAAGAAUUGGCUAGACGGUUACUGUCUUGACUUCUGGCCUAGCUGCAAGUCUUUUGAUCUCAACCUCCCAGCAGAAAUGGUUAGAUGUGUUGAAGUAUUCAAGAUGUUUUAUCAAACAAAAACGAAGCCCAGGAAACUUACAUGGAUGACUCUUUGGGAACUUGCACAUAAAUGGAUAAUUUGAGCCAAAGACUAUUGAGCUCGUUGUCACUACCUAUCAAGUUGAUUGUUGGCUUACUUUUUGAAAUCAGAUAGGCUUAGUUAAUUUGAAACAUUUCUAUUACGUUAUCAAUAAGAAAACGAGAUUAAGGCUUCUUCCUUUUUGUAGGCUUCUGCUCUGCUGCUCUUUAAUGCAUCAGAUAGACUGAGUUAUUAGGAAAUCAUGACGCAAUUAAACCUAUCAGUUGAUGAUGUUGUUUUUCUUCAUUGCCUUUCAUGUGCGAAGUACAAGAUUCUCAACAAGAAACCAAUCACCAAAACAAUUUCUCCGACUGACGUCUUUGAGUUCAACUCAAAGUUCACUGACAACAUAAGGAUGAUCAAGAUACCUCUCCCUCCUGUUGAUGAGAAGAAAAAGGUAAUUGAAGAUGUUGACAAGGAAAGGUGAUAUGCUAUAGAUACUUCAAUUGUGUAUAUUAUGAAGAGUCAUAAAGUAUAGGGCUAACUGGUCAUGGAAUGCGUUGAGCAGUUGGGACGGAUGUUCCAGGUAUCCUCAGGGGGAUAAACUUCUACUUCUCAAUUUUAUUGUUAGUUAUUCAAGUUCAACUGAGCUAAUUACUUUGUCUUGGAUACUCCAUAGCUUAAUGUCAAAGCUAUCUAGAAGAGAAUCGAGAAUUUGAUAACUAGGGAUUACCUAGAAAGGGACAAAGAUAACCCAAACUUGUUCAAGUACUUGGCAUGAUUUAUGCAGAUCAUAUAAGUGAUGUUGGUAUGAACUUCUGCAAUCGACAUAGGAGGAGAAACAUGCCGCCUAAGAUGAAGACAAAUUUCUUUAACUCCUAGCUCUCUGGACCUUUGAUUCUCUUGCACCAGGAACUUGAAACAUUUUGUACAAAUGGUUAAGAUCUCAGGAAAUAAUACAAUUGCCUCUCAAACAUAUCAUUAAUUCUUAAAUGACAAUUUGCUGGUUAGAGCGAUAA
Molecule: messenger RNA, 10011 nt
Organism: Solanum pennellii
Lineage: Eukaryota; Viridiplantae; Streptophyta; Magnoliopsida; Solanales; Solanaceae
Product: cullin-1-like
Exons: 31
Coding region: 929-3157 (742 amino acids)
Biological process (GO): protein ubiquitination; ubiquitin-dependent protein catabolic process
Cellular component (GO): cullin-RING ubiquitin ligase complex
Molecular function (GO): ubiquitin protein ligase binding
Source: RefSeq, a predicted model, not a curated record